AUGUCUGAAAAGACAACUACUCCAGUAGAGUCGGGAGUCAGCCAGCUCAGAGGAAUGGGCCCCGACGAGCUUGAGCAUCGCGGUCCACGAUGGCUACAGACUGUCCAGCACUACUCGAAUGUCCUGGACCGGAAACUCCACAUUGAGAGUCGUGGCAUUGAGCGUGUCUUGCCUACAGAACGUGAUGAAAACCUCAAUUAUCUUGAUAUGAUGUUUCUCUGGUUUUCUUGUUCGGCCGUCAUUUCUACAGUGGCCACUGGCUUGCUCGCCGGUCCAUCAUGGCUGGGCCUCAGUGUUACGAAUGGCUUCCUAGCAGUCUUCUUCGGCACAAGCCUGGGCGCUGCGAGUGCUGCAUACAUGGGCACGUUCGGACCGCGACUUGGCUUGCGACAGAUCAUUCUUGCUCGAUUCUCUUUUGGUUGGUACGGUGGCAAGCUCGUCGCUCUGGUGAACGCCAUCACCGAGCUGGGGUGGUGUCUCGUCGGAGUUGUCAUCGGCGGCCAGAUCCUUAGCUUCAUCUCGCACGGCUCAUGUCCAACGGUGGUCGGAAUCAUCAUUCUCUCCAUCCUUUCUUUCAUUGUUGCAGGCUUCGGUUACAACAUUGUCCAUUUCUACGAGCGUUACGCCUUCAUCCCAGGUUUCAUCGCGACGAUUAUUCUCUGCGCCGUCGCCUCAAGACAUUUUGAUUCUGGUGCGCCGAACCAGGUCCACGGAGCGACGUUCUCGGGCAGCUUCUUGACCAUGAUCACAAUUUGCUACGGCUCUGCUUCAGGAUUCUUGCCUAUUGCUUCUGACUACUAUAUCACUUACCCUGCCACGACGCCGCGCUGGAAGACGUUCUCAUUGACCUGGGUCGGCAUUACCGUUCCCAUGGUUUUCUUCCAAUCAGUUGGCCUGGCCAUUGGUGGUGCUCUCGGCAGCACUCCAACCUGGAUGGAUGUCUAUUAUGACGAGGGCUAUGGCGCGCUUAUUGGCACUGCUCUCAAGCCUGUACAUGGCUUUGGUACAUUCUUGAUGGUUGUGUUCUUCCUCGGUCUUGUUGCAAACAAUAUUCCCAAUACCUACUCUGCGGGUUUGUCCAUUCAAGCUCUGACAACCUACUUCGCCAUUAUUCCGAGACUGUUUUGGACACUUGUCGGCACCCUGAUCUAUGCGAUCUGCGGAAUUGCAGGCCGGGGUCAUCUGAUGACCAUUAUCUCCAACUUUUUGAGUGUGAUUGGGUACUGGACCAGUGCUUUGUUCAUGAUUGUUCUGCAAGAAGACCUCAUCUUCCGCAGAAGGACUGGUUACAAUGUCGAGGAUUAUGCCGACAAGUCCAAGCUACCCUGGGGUGCCGCGGCAGUUCUUAGUUUUCUGCUCGGCAUCGUCGGAGCCGUGCUCGGGAUGAACCAGACCUGGUACGUGGGAGUCAUUGCGAGACAAAUUGGCGACUACGGAGGGGAACUUGGGGUCAUCAUGGCCUUCAUCUUCACGGGUGUUUCGUACCCCCCUCUGCGUUGGCUCGAGAAACGGUACAGCGGCAAAUAG
This is a messenger RNA of Exophiala spinifera, 1527 nucleotides long. RefSeq lists its product as uncharacterized. The record is from RefSeq and is a predicted model, not a curated record. Gene Ontology annotation, molecular function: transmembrane transporter activity. Gene Ontology annotation, cellular component: plasma membrane; fungal-type vacuole membrane. Lineage: Eukaryota; Fungi; Ascomycota; Eurotiomycetes; Chaetothyriales; Herpotrichiellaceae. Bases 1 to 1527 code for a protein of 508 amino acids. The transcript is spliced from 2 exons. Gene Ontology annotation, biological process: transmembrane transport.